AUGUCUGAACAAAGUAAUAACAACAACAACAACAAUAACAAAGUGUACGAUGAUAAUGACAAUACCUCUGGCGGCGAUACCGAUAAAAGAAAGGGUGGUUUAAUUUCAUUCUUGACAAAGAUUGAAAACAUCAAAGCAAUUCAAGCAAUCACUGGAAGUGUUAUUGCAACAUUCUAUCAAGUACAUUUGGUAACGAUUGUUGGAUCACAUUUUGGGGAAUCUGGAUUCAAUGGAUUAUUAGAGUAUUUCAGACCAUUUUAUCAAAAUCGUGUGUUUGAAACAUUGCUUGCUGGCUCUGUCGUUGUACAUUUGUCUGCCAAUCUCUAUAUGAUAUUUAGUGGUAGAAAAGAUAACACUCAAUUCUAUGAGAGAGCACCUGGACACACUAAACUACCAUCACCCUAUGGAUUACACCAAAUAGCCGGCGCCCUUGUAUCAGUCUUUAUACUUGGGCACACUGCUGCCACUCGUAUCCCAGCACUCUGGAUCAAAGGUUAUCAACUCAAUUACAAGGAUAUCCAUUACACACUUAAACAAUGGGGUGUUGUCUUUUACCCAUACUAUACACUCUUUUCAGCAUCGAUGUACUAUCAUUUCGUAUUCAACAAUGUUCGUAUCUUUAACAAAUACAUUCUCGGUAGAAAAGACUAUCGCAAACGUGAACUACAAAGUAAAAACGUUUGGUAUGGUGUAGCCACAUUUGGAGUCAUCCUUUCAUUUUCUUGUUGUCUUGCAUUGGGCGGUCAAUAUUUUAGAGUAAAUCCAUUAUAUUCUUUAAAGAAAUAA
Messenger RNA from Cavenderia fasciculata, 786 nucleotides. RefSeq lists its product as uncharacterized. NCBI's taxonomy places the organism in Eukaryota, Evosea, Eumycetozoa, Acytosteliales, Cavenderiaceae. Bases 1 to 786 code for a protein of 261 amino acids. The record is from RefSeq and is a predicted model, not a curated record. The transcript has 2 exons. Gene Ontology annotation, cellular component: membrane.